AUGGGUAAAGGUGGUGAGCCGAAGCUUUGCGGUCAGGACGUGGUCACCUACACUAUUAGUGAAACUAUAGAUGGCUAUGCUCAGGUGCAGAGGUCUGUCCAGCAGGAGGUUAACCUAGACGUCUUCUGCAUACAGUCAACUAACUAUGAGGCAGGACUGUCCCUCGCCACACCUGAGGUUCCUACCGCAGGGAACUUUGAUGGCCUCUACAAGCACUUUGUGCAGUUCUUGUUUGGUUCUGCCAAUAAUGGGGCCACAACGUCUACAGUGGAACCGCUAACUUCACCUGGAUACCUGUACGGAGAUGUCAUAGAAACGGAGGAAGAAAGCGGAGGAAGGGGGUUCUUCCGGUUGCCAGCCCCCUCUGUUACAGCCCACUGCUCUGACCUGAACCCUGCAGCGUUUCUGAAGGAGCAGAGCAAUAGAUGCAUGCGGAGCCUGGUCCUGGAGUGGGACUGUACCACCCUGCAGGCCCUGAACAUGCACAGCUACACUGACCCCCGCCUCCUCUCUAAGAAGAGUGAAGAUAUGCGAUUUGUGGCUGUGGGGGUGACCUCCAUUGUCCUGCAAUCUUUGGAGGGGACUCAGACCCAGCUGAAUAUCACUGGUGACUUGAGCCUGGACCCGCUACUGUUGGACUCUGUGGCCCCUGACUCAGCAGUGUGCAUCAAUGUGGUGCUCCAGGUGAAGUCUAAAGCCUCACAAAGCAAGCUACACAGGAUGGCCGCUCUGCCUACUUGCGUUAUUUACACGGUCACGUACAGUGAGGCUGGAGACAUUGUGAAUGUGAACGCGUCUUUGGUCCUUGGAGCCAUCGACCUUCACAGUGCUGAUUCGAGGGGAGCUUUUACCCUCCUUCAUGGCUCCAAACUGUCAGACUGUCUCAGAGGGCCCCAUCACCGCUCCCCUGUCCUGUUCGGGGUCGACAUGGUGUCAGGCUGCACGUUGAGAUUGGAUGAGACUGCUAACUGCUCAGUGGUAUCAGAAGUGGUUCUAGGAGUAUUGAGGGGACAAAGCUUCCCCCAGUAUGUGGCCUCUUUUGGGAAUUCCCCACCUCAGAACCCAAUGGACUGGGUGCCAAUAAGGAACCAAACCAAACCUACGGCGUUACUCUCUGGAGGCAGUCGUGUCAUGUCUGUCACCAGCUCUGUGACCUUCAUACCUGUGUCUGGAGCCGCCCGGCCGGGCUUCAAGGCCUCGCCCACUAUCGACGCCAAGCUGCCUUACGACUUCUUCUUCCCUUUUGUUUGA
Molecule: messenger RNA, 1251 nt
Organism: Salvelinus sp. IW2-2015
Lineage: Eukaryota; Metazoa; Chordata; Actinopteri; Salmoniformes; Salmonidae
Source: RefSeq, a predicted model, not a curated record